Messenger RNA from Stegodyphus dumicola, 1560 nucleotides. RefSeq names its product Tryptophan 2,3-dioxygenase vermilion (gene v). The record is from RefSeq and is a predicted model, not a curated record. Gene Ontology annotation, molecular function: L-tryptophan 2,3-dioxygenase activity; heme binding; metal ion binding. Lineage: Eukaryota; Metazoa; Arthropoda; Arachnida; Araneae; Eresidae.
UUUCAUUAGUACAAUGACGUCAUUCCACCAAUAAGAAGCUGCCCGAGGACAGUCAGUGAAAAACAAAACUGCUUGAGAUAAAUCCAGUUCACAGAUUACAGAAAUUUAGAUGUGCUUGGAAAAUUAUCAUGGCUUGUCCCUUUCAGUCUAAAAGCUUUAGUGAAGUAUCAAGGAAUGACAAAAAUGAUGUCACUUCUGACAACUCAUCCACCGGAGAGAAGCAUCCAAAUAUGCUGUAUGGAGAAUAUCUUCAGCUGGAUCAACUUCUAAGCUGCGUCAAACUGGCUUCAGAGAGGUAUGGUAAGGAACUAGUACACGAUGAGCAUCUUUUCAUAAUUACUCAUCAAGCAUAUGAAUUGUGGUUCAAACAAAUAAUAUUUGAAUUGAAUUCUGUAAGGAAACUCUUUUCUAGCGAAGCAAUUGAUGAAAAUCGAAUGCUUCGCAUUACUUCCCGCCUGAAUAGAAUUGUGGUUAUAUUAAAGCUCCUAGUUGACCAAAUAGUCAUUUUAGAAACCAUGGCACCCUUGGACUUCAUGGAGUUCAGGGGAUACCUGUCACCAGCAUCUGGAUUCCAGAGUGUUCAAUUUAGAUUAAUCGAAAAUAUGCUGGGAGUUAGAAAUGAGCACAGAGUGAAUUUCAGCAAGGAUAAGUACAUCACUGUUUUUACAGAUGAAGAGGCGAUUAAUACAGUCUUACAAUCGGAGCAAGAAUUAUCGCUGUGUGAUUUGGUUCAGAAAUGGUUGGAAAGAACUCCGGGCUUAGAACCAAAGGGUUUUAACUUCUGGAAGAAAUUUGAAGACGCAAUUAAUUCCCAGCUAGAGUCUCUAAAAUUGCAAAUGGAUGAGGAAACAGAUGAGAAAAUCCGAGAAGAUCUCAAAGUUGAAUACGAGCAAAAAAAGAAAACUUUCGAGAGUUUAUUUGACAUUGAACGACACAAGGCUUUGGUUGCUAGAGGAGAAAGACGGUUUUCUCACAAAGCUCUACAAGGAGCUCUAAUGAUAUCCCUUUAUAGAGAAGAGCCAAGAUUCAAUCAGCCAUUUCACAUUUUAACUCAACUGAUGGAUAUUGAUGCUUAUAUUACCAAAUGGAGGUACAAUCACGUACUUAUGGUGCAAAGAAUGAUAGGUUCCCAACAGUUAGGAACAGGAGGAUCAUCUGGAUAUUGGUAUCUUAGAUCUACUCUGAGUGAUCGUUACAAAGUAUUUGUUGACCUGUGCAAUUUGUCAACUUUCCUCAUUCCUGCUUGUUACAUUCCACCAUUAACAGUACAAAUGAAACAUCGUUUAUCUAUUAGAGAGGAGCCAGAAUCUGAUGAAGCAGAUCCAGCUUGCUAAUAAAGAAAUGGAUUUAAUGUAUCUUUUUUUGUUACUUUUUUGAUAAAGUGGCAAAAUAAUGUGAAAACUUAUAUUUAAAAAAAAAAAAACUGCAAUGAAAAAUGCUUAUCUUUAAAAUGCUCAUUAAUUCAUGUAAUGGCCAAAUGUAUGAACUGAAACCAAUAUUAUGUGAAAAGUAUAUAUUGAUGCAAGUGCUUAUGCAUGAAAUAAAAUGAAACAGAAAUAA